AUGGACAUGCCUAUGCCUCCAGGUCAAAACAUGCCUCCCUCAAAUGGCACAACCAACAUGAUGAUGAUGAACAUGCAAAUGAGUUUCUACUGGGGCAGAAAAGCCACAGUGCUUUUCUCUGGAUGGCCUAAUAACAACCUUGGAAUGUACAUCUUAGCUCUUUUGUUUGUGUUUUUCCUAGCUAUGGCUGCUGAGGUUUUGUCCAACCAACCUCCCAUCAAACGUGGGACUAAUCCUCUCAUGGGAGGGUUGAUUCAGUCUUGUGUUCAUUUCUUUCGAAUCGUUUUCAUUUACUUGCUCAUGCUUGCUGUCAUGUCCUUCAACGUUGGAAUCUUCAUUGCUGCUGUUGUUGGUCAUACGUUGGGAUUCUUCAUCGCGCGGUCGCGUGCUAUUGCUGUUGCUAAUGGAGAAGAUCAACGUUUGUCAUCUGUUACACUUAAAAUUUGA
Molecule: messenger RNA, 447 nt
Organism: Vicia faba (fava bean)
Lineage: Eukaryota; Viridiplantae; Streptophyta; Magnoliopsida; Fabales; Fabaceae
Source: the annotation of a GenBank genome assembly